UGGGGACCAAUAGUGAAACAUUUUGUGCCUACCAACUGAGAAACGAUGUUCAGAACUCGACGCUUGGACUCUUCCGUUCUUUCUUAAUUAUAUCGUUGAUUUGUUUGUUGAUUUUUUUUCGUAACCAUAUAUGACUUUUACAAAUCUGAGAGAUUGCCGGUCGGAAAUAAGAAUUCAAAAUGUACUUUACAUGUGAAAGAAUGUGAGAAGAGCAGAAUCAUGGAACCAUGCAAAAGCAGAGCUAACAUUACAAGCAAAUUAAUCGGCGUUAAUCAGUCCAUGCGUAACCUUUUAUUAUUUUCUCACCUUUCGCGAAAAGAAUAUAUACGAAAUCGAGAAAGAAAAGAAAUACAAAGCCAUAUAUUCAUUUGUAUAUAGAAAACAAUUUUAAAGUUUGCAAAAAAAAAAGACGAAAAUUAAACUAUACCUUUUACUUUUUUCAUCGGGAUCACCACUGUCUAUAAAAGAGAGGAACCUCAGGAACAUGCAAAGGUUAUACUAUUAACCUGGUCCCGUUACUAUCUUAUUCAAUAUUGCGGUGAUUUGUUUGGGUCCACAACAAUACUUUUUGUUUUGUUUUGUGAAUCUUAUUUUUAGGAUUUGUUUUUUUAUUUAUACAGAAUCAGUGCAGCUAGAAUCAGUGCAGCUGUUUGAUUGAUGGUAUAAAACGAAACAAAUGCAAAUUUUAUUAUUUUCUAAUGACAUAAAUAGCAUCAAUGGUUCAGUACUUCAGUGUAUCCAAUACGUAACAAUUAUAGAAGAAUCUUACAAAAUACACAAUACAGUUUUACCAAGGAGUGCGAUAUAGUCUUCAAUCAAAAGCGACAGAUCCAAGUAAGUUAACAAUUUAGUUUACAAAAAAAAAAGUAAGUAGUAGCAUCAUCUUUGUGUCAUAAUUCAAAACGUAUAUUCCUUUAGUCUUUCACGCACGAAAAAGCUCGUUCACACGAUGGGAACUCCGGCUAAAGGCUGAGCCGGUCAAAACCUAACGUACCAAAGCUUUAUCACCCGUCUUGUCUAUUACCAAUUAAAACAUUGUCCACCUGUAAAUGCCGGUCAGCGAUUCAUAGUAUUUAUUUAGCAAGAACCCAUGUUUAGUUUCUCACUCUUUCUUCGUCUAAACCCUAAACUCUCUUUCUUUACUUUACUUCCUCUUUUUUUCUUGCGUUCUGUCUAGAGUAGAUCUCUGUUUGGAUUUUUAUCUCUACUAGGUUUUGUUGAUUUUUUAGAAAAAUGGAGAAAACUGGUGCUGGUAUGACAUUUUCCGACUUAGGGCAAAGGAGAGCUGACCCGUCGUCGUUGUCCGAUUCAUCGUGGGAGAGGUAUCCGGUAGGGUUCAUGGAGUUACUAGGCGUUCUUCAUCAAGACAGCUCUCGUUAUGCUUUGACCCAUAUGCCGCCGAUGCAGCUAACGGCAACACCUAACCCGUCGUCGUCCAUCUCAUAUGCUUUGUGCGAAGCAGUGACCGGAGAGGAAAGUAAUAGAUACUACCAGAAACUUGAAAAUGACGACGAAGAACAGAAACAUAAAAGAAAUAAGCGGUUUAAAUCAACGAGGAGUAGUGAACAGACGAAAAUGAAAGCGCCAAGAGUGUCAUUCAUCACGAAGAGCCAAGUUAAUAACCUAGACGAUGGUUAUAAGUGGAGAAAAUACGGUCAAAAACCUGUCAGAAACAGCCCUUUUCCUAGGAGUUACUACCGUUGCACUAUAUCUUGUUGUAACGUGAAGAAGAGGGUGGAGAGAUCAUUCACUGACCAAAGCAGUGUAAUCACCACCUACGAAGGUCAACACACGCAUCCUAGACCACUCAUCUUGUCUAGGCAAGGAAGCUUUGGAUCUGAUGGCUCAGCUUCUGAGGCCUACUUUGACCUGACCCCUACACUCCCUCCUCAGCUUCAUCAGCUUUUCGAUUACAACAACCAUCAUCAACAACAAAAUCAAGAGUUGUCUCCUUUUGGAACCGAAUACCUAAGCAGGCAAGAAAAGGAAUUUAACCAUGACGGUGGAGAUCAUUAUCAUGUGAUUAAGCCGAGACGAACUCAAGAUCUGCUUGAUGGAGCGGGUUUAGUCAAAGACAAUGGCCUUCUUCAAGAUGUUGUUCCAGCUCAUAUCAUUAACGAAGAAUAUUAAUUAAUCGCGUAAUGAAGUAGCUAGCUAGCUAAAUUUUAAUUUUUCAAAUUGCCAACUACGAAAAAAUGUCUUCUUGUAUGAAUCGUGUAGAUAUAAAAGUUUCCAAAAUCUAAUUAUAGGAUUAUGAUGUCACUUCUAUUUGAUCAUGAUGAGUUUUAAUUGAGAUAAUUUCCUUAAUUUAUAGUACCCGUUUUGGAUCAAACCACUAAACUUGUUUAUUAAAAUGUAUAAAGUUUUUUUUUGAAUGUU
This is a messenger RNA of Brassica rapa (field mustard), 2379 nucleotides long. Its product is annotated as WRKY transcription factor 68. Gene Ontology annotation, biological process: regulation of DNA-templated transcription. The record is from RefSeq and is a predicted model, not a curated record. Lineage: Eukaryota; Viridiplantae; Streptophyta; Magnoliopsida; Brassicales; Brassicaceae. Gene Ontology annotation, molecular function: sequence-specific DNA binding; DNA-binding transcription factor activity.